UUGCUAUCACAGCAAGGGGAGGGGCAGCUCCCUUAGAUCAAAACGGCCAUUGGCUCUCAUUGAACGAGACCAUUUGGCAAACUGAGCUCUAGAGACAAAAUAAAUCUUACACUUCUCAAAAAGUUUCUUCUUCUUGAUCAAAAACAUUUAUAGUGAGUGAUCUUUUGCUUCUACUUGUUUGGUUUCUGAGAAACUCUCUGCAAGACACAAAAUGAGAACAAGGUCCUCUAGUACAUUGUCUGUAUCAAUGAAGAAGAUGUGGAAUUCAUCUCCUCGUCCAAACUCUAGGUUGGUCUCACCUCAGAGGAGAAGUGAUCGUAUACAAUGUAAAGGUGUGCCAAAAUAUACUUGUGAUAAUAGCUCAGACGAAUCAGAGAGCAAGACUAGCUUGGUUGCUAAGACACGCUCUUGCAAAAUAGCUACUUAUUCAAGAAAAACUACAACUAAAUAUAAAAAACCAGGUGGAAUUGACAACCCCAAGCAACUGAUCAACCAUUUUGCUAGUGCUUCUCCAUCAAAAAUAGGGAUAAACCAACCAAUGGUAAUUUGUGAUACUAACAAUGCAGAAGAAAUACUUUUGCCCAUCUGGUGGGGAAGUUUGAGCAUUGGUAACGACAAUUUUGGAAAUGUGGGCGUAUGUGCGGUUAACAAGUCAACCAGGCUUUCUUCAAAAGCGUUUUAUGGUGUAACAUUGCUCCCUACACAGAUGAUCCCUAGGCAUGAUGCUUGGCCAAACUGCUUUGAUACUUCUCCACCAACUGAUGGCAUCAUAGACCUUUACUUUUUACCAGCAAGUGAAAGUGAUAAUCAACUCUUUGGCCGGUUGUUAGAUUAUAUGUAUGAUCAAGAUUUUGCCAUAAGAGCUGCUGUUGGCGACACAAGACUUCUAUUGUUUUCUUCUAGGAUUCUUCCACACAAAUAUUGGAGGUACGAGGAUAAAUAUUAUUUGUGGGCUGUUAUCAUUGGAGAAAAUGCUUCCUUUCCGCAUCCACAAGAAUCUCUGGUAUCUCCAAAUGCUGCAAAUGAAGUAGAUAAUGCCGUCAUAGAUGAAUCUUUAGAGCCAUAUAAUGUAGAAAAUAAUGCAAACAAUGCUGUCAUAAAUGGGAGAGACUGUUUAGAUGAUCAUGUUGCUCGAGAUUGUGACAAAGAACCGGGUCAAAACGACUAUAGUAAAAGCUUCUGUACCUCAUGGAUUGGCGUGGCACACAAUCUUGAAGACGAGUCAUUGGACGAAAUCAACUCAGCUGCUGAUUGUGGAGAACUAGUUGGGCAAUAUCACCUGAAAACAUGCUUUGCUUCAACUCUUCGCUCUAUCAUAGAAAAGCACGGUGAGAUUACUCAGAACUGCAAUACAACACCAAGUGGAUUGGUUACGUUUGUCUUGGAGAAAAUUUGUAGAGUUGUUCAAGAUUUCAAAGUGCUUGAUCUAAAAGAUUUAAGGCCCCACCAUUUGAGUUCUCUACAAACAGUUAUCGAUGAGAGUGAACAUAUAAAUGUGAAUGUGAAAUGGCUCAAGAGCUUCCAUGGCGAACUCAGUGAAGCAUCGAACAAGAUGAAGGAUUAUGAGAAACUCAAGCUUUCCAAACAAUCAAGAAUGAAAGAAAUCAAGUCGAAAGAAGUUGAGUUGAUGAAUUUGCAGUCUCAAAUCCAGUCACUCAAAGAUGAUAAUGAGAGAUUCGAGGAUGAUCUUAGCAGAGCUAGAGGUGCAUUGAAGGGCGUGCGACCCAAUUCUUUAAUGGAUGGUUUGCUCUAGUUCUUUCUUCUGUAGCACCCUAAUAAGGAAAUAGGUUAGUCGAUAACAAGACAUUUAAUUAUGAGUAUAUGUAUUUAGCUUCCAAGUGCCUUGUCUUUUACAUCUUGCAAUUAUUAGAAUCUUCAUCAAAUAUGGUUAGUAAUAUAUUUUGAUCUAUGUCAGGACAUGUAACUAUUUUUCU
This is a messenger RNA of Humulus lupulus (European hop), 1934 nucleotides long. RefSeq lists its product as uncharacterized. The record is from RefSeq and is a predicted model, not a curated record. Bases 212 to 1753 code for a protein of 513 amino acids. The transcript is spliced from 6 exons. NCBI's taxonomy places the organism in Eukaryota, Viridiplantae, Streptophyta, Magnoliopsida, Rosales, Cannabaceae.